CGGCGCGCCUCCCACUUAAUCUGGGCACGGCCUCUGGCCACUCCCUCCACUUCUCUCUGCCGCCUCCCCAUUGCGCACCCCCAAAAUUCUCCACCUCCAGCCCGCAGCCCCCUUGCUCCGCCUCGGCUCCAAGACCUUGGGAGCAUCACUUGCUUAACCCCUAACCCUGGAGCCUCGCCCACCUGCCCCACAGGCGCGCAGCCCUUUCUUGCCUCCUGGGCACGACGCCCAGGUCGGAAGGACAUUGCCUGGUGAGUUGAAGGGGAGGUGGGACGAGGGCGGGACCUGAGCCACUUCUUCCCUCCCUUGGAGCCACAGUCAAAAAGCCUCGGUGGGGAGGGACGGACAGCGCGGCUGAGCCCUACAAAAUCCGCCCCCGACCGGUUGGCAAGCCGUGCUUCACAGCCGGACUCUGCAGCCGGAGCCACGCAAGGGACGCGGUCGCCGGGGAGCCUGCGGGUACUCUCAGCGGGCGCUCAUCAUGUGCCCCCGGACGGCGGCGCGGAGGCUGCCCGCGCUCCUGCUGCCGCUUUUGCUGGUGCUUGUGCUGGUGCUUUCAGCGGCCGUGCCCACCUCGGGCAAGGGCUGUGUCUGUAAGGGCAAAGGCCCGUGCUUCUGUGAUGGGACCAAAGGAGAGAAGGGGGAGAAAGGCUUUCCCGGACCCCCUGGGUCUCCCGGCCAGAAGGGAUUCCCAGGUCCCGAAGGCUCGCCCGGACCACAGGGACCCAAGGGCUCUCGAGGACUUCCAGGCCCCACUGGCCCCAAAGGUGUCAGGGGAAUAACUGGAUUACCAGGGUUUUCAGGUCCCCCUGGACUGCCAGGAAUCCCAGGCUAUCCCGGACCUUACGGCCUCCCGGGUUUACCAGGAUGCAAUGGCUCGAAGGGUGAGCGAGGAGUUCCGGGAUUUCCAGGGAUGCCAGGCUACCCAGGGGUGCCGGGUGCCGCUGGUUUAAAAGGAGAAAAGGGUGCUCCUGCGGAAGGAGGAGACAUAGAACUUGAUGGAAAAGGUGACCCCGGGUUGCCAGGAGCUCCAGGAUUACAGGGUUGGCCGGGACUCCCAGGCUUUCCCGGACCUGUCGGCCCACCUGGCCCUCCUGGAUUCUUCGGCUUGCCAGGAACCAUGGGGCCUCCGGGGCUUAAGGGUCACAUGGGUGAUAAUGUGAUCGGACAGAAAGGAGAGCGGGGUGCAAAAGGAUUAAGAGGACCCCCUGGACUACCAGGCACCGUGACAGUCACACUGAUCGGCCCAGACAACAGGACGGACCUCAAGGGGGAGAAGGGAGACCAGGGAGACCAGGGCAGAGCCGGACCUCCAGGGCCCUCGGGACCCCCUGGAGACUCCAUCGGAUCAGAAAAAGGUGCCCCUGGAGAACCUGGCCCACCGGGGAAGCCCGGAAAAGACGGCUCCCCCGGGUUCCCUGCCACAGAGGGAGCCAAAGGCAACAGGGGCGUGCCUGGGUUCGCGGGUGAAGAUGGCCUCAAGGGGCGGAAAGGGGACGUUGGCCCUCCAGGAUUGCGUGGUCCAACAGAAUAUUACGAUGCGUACCAGAUAAAGGGAGACGAGGGGAUGCCAGGCCCUCCAGGGCCCAAAGGAGCUCCUGGCCCACCAGGUCCCAGUGGCCCUCCCGGAGACCCUGGAAGGCCUGGGUUAUCAAAGCCUGGCCUCAGAGGACCCCCGGGACCACCGGGCAUGAAAGGAAGAAAAGGGGAGCAAGGACCCCCAGGGAAGGAUGCAGUGGGACUUCCCGGGUCCCCAGGUUGUCCUGGUUCACCAGGCCCUCCCGGGCCGCCGGGACCCCCAGGACCACCAGGUGGCAUCAUUUUUCACAAAGGCCUGCCUGGGGACGUUGGACGUCCCGGCCCCGUGGGGCCUCCAGGAAUCCCAGGUGUUGACGGGCAGAAAGGGGAACCGGGCCUCUUGUGCACAGAGUGUCCUUAUGUCCCAGGGCCUCCGGGCGUCCCAGGACCGCCGGGGUUAGACGGCAUGAAAGGAGUCCCAGGACAACGCGGGGCAGCUGGCAUGAAAGGAAGCCCGGGAUCCCCAGGGAGUGCGGGUCCCCCAGGAUUUCCAGGGUUCCCGGGUGCUCAGGGUGACCCAGGACUCAAAGGAGAAAAAGGUGAAGCACCCCCGCCAGUUGGACAAGUAGGUGACCCGGGGGACCCGGGGCCCGGAGGGCAGCCUGGAUUAAGGGGCUUGGAUGGCGUUCCUGGGACCCCUGGAGCGAAAGGAUCACCAGGACCUAAAGGCGAACCGGCCCUCCGUGGUGAGAAGGGGGACCAGGGUCCUCCAGGGGACCCUGGCAUCCCUGGGUCCCCAGGACCCGUAGGACCAGCUGGCCCACCAGGCUACGGACCGCAAGGAGAGCCUGGUCCAAAGGGCGCCCAAGGAGUUCCUGGAGCCCGUGGACCACCUGGAGAAGCCGGCCCUAGAGGAGAAGUCGGUGUUUCAACUCCAGUCCCCGGGCCCCCGGGGCCUCCGGGGCCCCCAGGCCGUGCCGGUCCCCAAGGUCCACCUGGUUUCCCUGGACCCCAAGGACCAUAUGGCGACCCCGGUGUUCCCGGGCCUGACGGCGAUCCAGGACUUCCAGGAGUUGGAUUCCCUGGGCCCCCUGGACCCAAGGGAGACCGAGGUUUUCCAGGAAGGAAAGGAUCGCCAGGUCGCCCUGGAGAAGCGGGGAAGCCGGGGGCACCUGGAGAGCCGGGCCGGCCAGGAGCCAAGGGAGAACCAGGACUAGCCAUGCCUGGAGAACCAGGAACACCAGGUUUUCCAGGAGAAAGAGGCAAUUCUGGGGAAAAUGGAGAAAUUGGACUCCCUGGAUUUCCAGGUCUCCCUGGAAUUCCAGGAACUGGAGGGCUUGAUGGACCACGAGGGGACCGAGGGCCGCCUGGCCCUCCUGGAGAAAAAGGACUCCCCGGAAGAUGCAUAGAGGGUCCCAAGGGAGACCCAGGACUUCCAGGCUUAAAUGGAUUGAAAGGGCAACAAGGCAGAAAAGGCGAAACAGGGCUGAAAGGAGACCCAGGGAUUCCGGGCAUGGAUAGGUCAGGCCUUCCUGGAGAACCUGGCCCACCAGGAAUGCCAGGUCAUCGAGGCGAGAUGGGACCACCUGGUCAAAAAGGAUACCCAGGAAAUCGAGGAUCUUUAGGGCCACCAGGUGAACGAGGAGUGGCUGGGAUGAUGGGCUUUCCUGGCAACAUCGGCCUCCCGGGGCCUCCUGGGAGCCCGGGCCCCCCGGGACAGAGGGGUAGCCUUGGAAUUCCAGGAGCAAAGGGGGAGAGAGGACCCCCAGGAGCCAAGGGGGACAAAGGCUCUAAAGGCCCCCCCGGGCCGUCUCAGAUAUCCCACCUCCUGGGGGACAAAGGAGAACCAGGCCUCAAAGGAUUCGCAGGGCGGCUGGGUGAGAAAGGAGACAGAGGCGUCCCCGGACUCCCGGGCUUGGAAGGGCUCAAAGGGCCGCCUGGCCCACCGGGACCACCAGGCCCCCGCGGAGAGCCUGGAAGCCCUGGGAAUCCUGGAGAGGAAGGACCCCGUGGUCUGCCGGGAAGCAUGGGCAACAUGGGGUUGCCAGGACCCAAAGGAAAGAGGGGGACUUUGGGACUGCCAGGUCUACCUGGAAGACCAGGCCUCCCAGGUAUCCAUGGUCUCGAAGGAGAUAAGGGAGAGCCAGGUUAUUCAGAAGGUGCAAGGCCAGGAGCACCAGGACCAAAGGGAGAACCAGGAUUGCCAGGUGACACGGGGAAGAAAGGAGAAAGAGGGCCACCCGGCCCGCCCGGAUACCCGGGGCCUGCCAGACCUGACGGAGCCCCUGGAAGUCCCGGAAGCCCCGGGCCCCCAGGAGACCCGGGUCCGGAUGGCGAGCUGGGGGCUAAAGGCGUGAAAGGCUUCCCUGGAUGUCCAGGCACCAAAGGCCCUCCAGGCCCCCCAGGGUUCCCGGGAGAUCCUGGACCGAUGGGCAUGAGAGGUGACCAAGGGCGCGAUGGGAUUCCUGGUCCAACAGGAGAAAAGGGAGAAACGGGGUUGCUGGGAGCACUUCCAGGCCAGAAAGGGAGACCUGGAGCUCCAGGAGCCAAAGGAGACAGAGGAGCCCCCGGCUUGCCCGGCCUCCCCGGCAGGAAAGGGAUGGCGGGCGAUGUCGGGCCACCGGGGCCCACGGGAAUGGCAGGGUUCCCGGGGCCGCCAGGGGAACCUGGCGAGAUCCUCCCUGGCCAAAAAGGAAACCGAGGUCCCCCAGGCUCACGAGGAAACCCAGGCGAGCCCGGCUGGCCGGGACCUCCAGGCAGACACGUGGAAGGCAUAAAAGGAGAGAAGGGGUCUAUAGGCAAGCCUGGCCCAAGAGGCCCACCUGGACCUGCAGGGGACGCAGGGCCACUGGGUCCUCCGGGAGCACCAGGAACUCCGGGUCUGCCGGGGCUCAGAGGUGAUCCUGGGUUCCCAGGAUUCCCAGGCACGAAAGGAGAGAAGGGUAAUCCAGGACUUCUGGGACCGACUGGACCUCCAGGGCAAACGGGGCCCAAAGGACCACCAGGUGCGCCUGGGGACCCCGGCACAGUCACGGUCAUCUCCCUUCCAGGAAGCCCAGGGCCGCCGGGCCCGGCGGGACCACCAGGGACACCGGGAGAACCUGGGCCACCAGGGCCAGCGGGGAAACCAGGACCCUGUGGGCCAAGAGGGAAGCCAGGCAAGGACGGAAACCCAGGAAUGCCUGGGCCACCUGGAGAAAAAGGCAACAAAGGUCGUAAAGGAGAGCAAGGACUACCUGGAUUCAACGGGCUGCCGGGUCCGAAGGGGAAGCCGGGUGAUGCGGGACCGCCUGCCGCCGGUCCCACCGUGCGAGGCUUCAUCUUCAGCCGGCACAGCCAGAGCACAGCCGUUCCCUCCUGUCCGGAAGGGACGGAGCCGCUCUACAGCGGGUAUUCGCUUCUCUUCGUGCAAGGCAACGAGCAAGCUCUCGGACAAGACCUGGGAACUCUUGGAAGCUGCCUACAGCGAUUUACCACAAUGCCAUUCUUAUUCUGUAACAUCAACGAUGUAUGUAACUUCGCGUCUCGAAAUGAUUAUUCAUACUGGCUGUCAACAGCAGCUCUGAUGCCAAUGGACAUGGCUCCAAUUACUGGCAGAGCCCUGGAGCCUUAUAUUAGCAGAUGCACCGUCUGUGAAGGUCCUGCAAUUGCCAUAGCCAUUCACAGCCAAACCACUGACAUUCCUGCAUGUCCCCAUGGCUGGAUUUCUCUUUGGAAAGGAUUUUCUUUCAUCAUGUUCACAAGUGCAGGUUCUGAGGGCGCUGGGCAAGCACUGGCAUCCCCUGGAUCCUGCCUGGAAGAAUUCCGAGCCAGCCCGUUCAUAGAAUGCCAUGGAAGAGGAACAUGCAACUACUAUUCAAAUUCCUACAGUUUCUGGUUGGCUUCAUUAAACCCAGAAAGAAUGUUCAGAAAACCUAUCCCAUCCACUGUGAAAGCCGGGGAGUUAGAGAAGAUAAUAAGUCGCUGCCGGGUGUGCAUGAAGAGAAGACAAUGAAGACAUCGAAGGCAACAGACCUGUCCUUUUUCAUCCUAAAUAACAAGUAACGAUGCAGAGCAAGCAUUGACGUGUUUUUCUCUAACCAACAAUACCUCUCUAUGAUGGCUUGGUACAAAGUUUCUGUUUCCCCAUACACCAAACAUUUCUUUUAAGUUCGUUCUGUGAUCCUGCUCUCUACAUCUGUCUCAAAGUUCUCUAAGGCAAGACAGCAGAGUUUUCACAAAGUAUCCCUGAAAUUGUAUUCUACUUGUAUCCAACACGCUGUCUACAUGGUGACUAUAUAAAGUCUGAUGAUACAAGUGAAGACCUAUUCGGCCCAUUACAUCUCCAAGACUUGCCCCUUUUAUUUCAGUCUUUGAGACUCAGAGAGGCUAUUUUAGUUUUAGAAUGCCCCGCCACCUACUUCCUAAGACUUUAGAUCCUAAGCAGACGAGAUGCAGGGAAGAAGACACGCAUCAUUCAUAAAACUGGACUUUUGGAUCUGUUAAUUAACCUAAGGCUGGAGGGAACCGUUAUUAAACUGGGGUUCAGGGAUUUUCUAGGGCUCUUUGAAACAUAUGCAAUACUAAGGCUAAAAGAGAGGUUCCCUGAAUGGAAUCACAAUAGCCUUGGAAACACUGUAUGGUUUUGUUUAUUUUUUAAGUCUUUUGGUUCAUCCAUUGAAUUCAUGUCACUGCAGCAACAGAGCCUGCUUGUAUUCCGCAUAGGUACAACUUUUACCCUUAGUGAAUUAGUUUUAAUAGAGUUUUUACACACAUACUCAGAACUGGGUCUAAUUUUAGCUGUUCUUUUACCAGCGCACCCACACAGACAACAAGAGAACAAGUUACUAGAUGUGGGUGUGUACUUUGUCCCCAUCCAUAUAAAUGCUGGUGCAUAUAAUUGGGUAGUUCAAUAAUCCAUGAAAGAACUCGAGGCAUUUGUUGGCUAAUGAGGCUCCGAAUAUUUUUCCUUUGCUUGACAUACUCCAUUCAACUUGGAUAUUUAGAAACUCCCUUGUUACUUCCCUAAUUCUUCUUUGGUAAAAACAUGUUUUUCAAACCAUAUUUAGAAAGUCCACCGUGUAAAAAUCUUAAUGUACAAAUUGUAUAGCUUGCCAGCUGUGUCUUAAAACUUUCUUUUCAGUGUGGUUGACACAUUCCCAGGGUUACUUAAUUCAACUUCAUAAGUAUUUUAUUCAGCACCAAGCCGUACCCCAGGCACUGUACUAAAUUACAGAAAUGCUGGGGGGUGGGACUUGUUUCUGAUGUAAUAUCCUGGAAAAAGUAACUUACUGUUCCUGUUAGGAACCCCACACAGUGAAGUUGUUUUUCCCCUUUUCUUCCUUUAUCUCUGUCCUAAUAUUUCAUCAUUAAUUCAACAGCCCUCAAUAAGGGUUUAAAAAUAAGAUCUAUGCCCAGGAUUUCUAGCUUCUCCUAGGCUAGCUUUUUCUAGGCACCACAGAUCUUGGUUUGGACAAUGUUAAGAAACCAAAGCUCUGCAAAACAUUAAAAACGAUUUAUACUUCAUGGCAGCACUAUGGAUGAGUCUCAGAAGCCAGGCAUCCUACGAAAAAGCUCUGAAGAUGUUUCCCGACCCACCUAGGCAGAGGUGGUGGUGCUGAUGUUUAAAUUCAGGUUUUACUGCUUCGAUCUCAGUUACCCUGGAAGAGAAGAGGUGGCCCCAGAGGACAGCGCAGACUGUGACCACGGCCCACUGUCUCCACUGCUCAUGUGACGGCCGUCAAGCCACUUUUACGUUUCAACUAAGAAGCACGUUUUACUGAGAUUAUUUAUACUCGCCUAAUAGUAAGACUUUUUGCUCUAAAAAUGCCCUACUGUCCCCAUUGUACUGCAAUGCCACAGAGGGCUGACAGAUUCCCCACAAACCCUCUAUAGACUGGUAGUCCCCCAAGUGUGGUCCCUGGACCAGCGGCUGAGGGGUACCCUGUCCGUGGAGUCCUCCUGGUUGUGGAUGAAAUAAACGGGCCUGCACACAAUCUUUGAACUUAAACACCUGGUUUAUACCAACAGGGCUAGAGCAAAGCAAAGCAAGCUUUGUUCAAAGGGUGCGCUGCAUUCUUCAGCCUGACUUCCCACGGGAACCCUCGGUGCUAGCAUCCGGUCAUGCCUGCCCCCUGCACUCCCGGUUUUCCGGUCAAGUCUCACAGGCCCCUUUCAAGGCCUAGCCUGCACGGUGCUACAGUCUCCGACACCACACCAAGCAGUCCCCAUGCAGCAGCAUCUGGGAACUUGUCACAAAUCCAAAUUCUAAGGCCAACCCCACACCGACAGAAUCAGAAACUCCGGGGGUAAGGUCCAGAGUUUUAACAAGCCUCCUCUCCCCCCGUGAUUCCCAAUGCACGGUAAAGACUGAGAAAAAC
Molecule: messenger RNA, 7877 nt
Organism: Phyllostomus discolor (pale spear-nosed bat)
Lineage: Eukaryota; Metazoa; Chordata; Mammalia; Chiroptera; Phyllostomidae
Gene: COL4A3
Product: collagen type IV alpha 3 chain
Exons: 52
Coding region: 482-5512 (1676 amino acids)
Cellular component (GO): collagen trimer; basement membrane
Molecular function (GO): extracellular matrix structural constituent
Source: RefSeq, a predicted model, not a curated record